This is a messenger RNA of Oryza sativa Japonica Group (Japanese rice), 2581 nucleotides long. The record is from RefSeq and is a predicted model, not a curated record. Lineage: Eukaryota; Viridiplantae; Streptophyta; Magnoliopsida; Poales; Poaceae.
AUUCUGAGAACCAAAGAACAACCAGAACCAGCCAUGAUACAUUCCAAGAGGCUUGCUCAGCUGGCGAGGAGGCUGCAGAGGGUCAAGACGACGGCCGCCAGGGAAGACGACGCCUGCUGCACGACUUCUCCGGUUGCAGACAAGGGCCGUUGCACCAUGUACACGGCAGACGGGAGGCGGUUCAAGGUGCCAUUGCCGUACCUCGGAACAACGGUCUUCGGCGAGCUCCUGAGGAUGUCACAAGAGGAAUUCGGGUUCGCCGGUGAUGGGAGGAUCACACUGCCCUGUGAUGCGGCCGUGAUGGAGUAUGUCAUGUGCUUGCUGAGGAGAAAUGCAUCGGAGGAUGUUGAGAGGGCGUUCCUGAGCUCUGUAGUGAUGUCUUGCCAAGAUUCAAGCUGUGGAGUGCCACCUGUGGCCUUGCACCAACAAUUUUCAGUUUGUAGCUCCUGAAGAUAUACAGAGUUUUGCGCUGUUUACUGUCCUUUUUUCCCCCUCUUGUCCAAUAGUAGCGAAAAAUAGUUAAUACACGACAAUGGAAAUGAAGUAUUGGCAGACCAGCAUUGAAUAGUAUAAUAUACUUCACAUAUUCUUUUUAUGUUAAUGGCAUUGAGCAUGACUGCAUGAACUAACAUUAGGCCAUAGAGAAUGAGGAACCGAUUCAUUUCAAACUCAGGCUUUAAUGUACAGAUUUUACACCAUAGAAGCUAAGGGGCGCAAUUACCAUUUAGAGGUGUGCUGCUAUGCUAAAAUGAAUCACAUCUACCCCCGAAUAAAUUGUAUUUGUUAAUGGAAUGCUGAUUGGUGCACAGCAAACUACUACUGCUUUACAAGUUUGCUAUUCUACAGUUUUCUUAUCUAUGCAGUUCUUUAAGAAUUUCAUAUAUAGUGUGGAAUCAGUCGUUACAAUAUCUGAAGUUGUUCUUCAAAAUGCAACAAACCAAUUAGUCAGACAAUAUAUACCAGCACAAAAUACAAACAUGCUGUAUGAUUUGCAUGCUGAUAUUCCAUUUUAGAGUAUGUUCAGGUUGAGCAAGAGAGAGGGCUAGGCAUAGAGGGUCUACCCGUUGCGUGACCCUCGCGUCGCCCUCACGCGGGCGACUAGGGGGAGAAAACCCUAGCCGCCCGCGCCGCCACCUCGCCGGCCUCUAGCCGCCUUGCCGCCGCCGGAGCCAGCCGCCGGAAACCGCGCGGCCGGCCGGGAAGGCGGCGGCGGGGAGAACAUCCUCGGGGAGCCCUUCCUCGGCGUUGGAGGCGGAGCAGCGUCGACGGGGCGGUGGUCGACGGAGGCGGCGGUCGAUGGAGGUGGCUGCGACGGAUCCGGGCACGCCGGAGACGGAUCCGACCCCCCCGGGCGCGGAUGUGGCCGAUGACGGUGCUCUGCGUCCGGCUGCCAGUAGAGGCGGGCAGCGCGUCGGCUGCGGCCGGCGAGCGGAGGUGGUGGCAGCUCGCGGCGACGGCGGCCGACGGAGGCGCGCGGAGGUGGCUUCCGCUGUGCAGCGGCGGAGCUCGUGCGGAGGUGGCUGGCCGGCGACGGCGGAGGCUAGCGGCUGCGGAGGCCAGCACCGUGGUGGAGGCGCUGCGGCGGCCGGCAGCACGCGUACGGCCAGGCGUGUGCGGGGUGGCUAUCACCAGCGUUGAGCAAUGCGGCUGAGCUCCCUCGUCGCCGUGGUGGCCUAUGCGUGGCUAGGUGAGGCAAGGAGGCCGGACAAAGGUGGCGCCGGAGCCGGAGCGGCAGCGUUUCCGGCGUCGGCGCAGGCCUAGAUGGUAGUGCAAAGGGAGCUGGCGGCAGUGGGUCGUCUUCCUCGUUGCCGGUCGGCACCCUCGCCCUUCUUAGAGCUCCUCCCCUUUUUUGUGGGGAGUUUCUAGGUUGGAUUGAGGCGGCAGCUUGUCAACGGGGGAAGCCCAGGUUGCUGAAGCAAUGCCACCCAGUCCAGGGUUCUCCUUUGGCCAGAUUUGGCGAGGAGACUGGCGGGUGGUGGAUCGGAAGGUUCGUUGAAGUCAGUCGAUGGCGGGGCGUUGGUGCUGUGUGGUGGCAGUCCUGUCGUUGGCAGGACUGGAAGCUGGCCGGCGGAGGGGCGUCGGUCAAGUGUGGCGGAAGCCAUGUGCCGCCGAUGUUUAAAUGGUGGUUUCGGAUUGGGCGACGGACCACGGCGGUAGAGGGUUCCGAGCGAAAGCUUAGCCCAAUUUCUUUGGGCCAACAGUGACUUCGCCUUCAGGCGUGGUAACCCUCCUGAGGGCACUGUUGAGGUACCCAUCCUCCCUCAGCAAGGAGCUCUGGGUGAAAACCUUGUCCAAUUCCUUGGACGGAUGACGACGGCGUCUUUCGGCGUCGCAACCCUCGUGAGGGCGUCGUUUUAGAGUAUUCGUGUCGUGGUGGUGUUGUUGGCCCGGUGGCGAUCGGUCUCGCAUAGCGAUGGCCGGUUCGGUGCUUGGCUUCCCUCUCUGUAGCGUGUGUUUGGGCGGUUGGCAUAUGGUUCGGGGCGUGUGCUCUAGUGCACAUCUUUCCUCGACAGCCAGCUGUCGAUGUAAAACUUUUCUUCCUAUCUUAAUUACAUUGAAAAAAAAAAGUAUGUUCAGGUUA